Molecule: messenger RNA, 1629 nt
Organism: Pseudoliparis swirei
Lineage: Eukaryota; Metazoa; Chordata; Actinopteri; Perciformes; Liparidae
Product: E3 ubiquitin-protein ligase TRIM39-like
Exons: 1
Coding region: 51-1277 (408 amino acids)
Molecular function (GO): zinc ion binding; protein binding
Source: RefSeq, a predicted model, not a curated record
CUCACCUGGAGCCUCACCUGACAGCUUCACGCCUGAAGAGACAUCAGCUGAUGGACCCUGUGGAGAACCUGGAAGACAGGAUGUGUCUGAAGCACGAUAAACCUCUGGAGCUGUUCUGUAGGACCGACCAGACGUGUGUCUGCAUGCUCUGCACUGUGUUGGACCACAAGAUGCACAAUGUUGUUCCUCUGAAACAAGAAUAUGAAGGAAAGAAGGUCGAGCUGCAGAAGACAGAGGCUGAAACUCAGGAGAUGAUCCAGAAGAGACGCCUGAAGAUUCAGGAGGUCCAACACAAUGUGAAGCUCAGUGAGGAAGAUGCAGACCGAGAGAAAGCAGAAGGUGUUCAGGUCUUCACUGGUCUGAAGGAGUCUGUGGACAGGAAACUGAACGAGCUCAUCACUACGAUAGAAGAGAAGCAGAGAAGCACCAAGAAACAGGCUGAAGACGCCAUCAGAGAGAUGGAACAGGAGAUCUCUGAUCUGAUGAAGAGGAGCACUGAGGUGGAGAAGCUCUCCCUCUCUGAAGACCACCUCCACCUCCUCCAGAGUGUCCAGUCCCUCAACAUCCACCAUCCACCACCCACCAAGGACUGGUCUCAGGUCAGUGUUCCUCCAGCAUCACAUGAGGGGACUGUGAGGAGAGCUGUGUCUCAGCUGGAGGAGACGCUCAGUAACAUGAUGAAGACGCUGGUUGCUGAAGUUGAGAUGAAGAGGGUCCAGAAGUUUGCAGUGGACGUGACUCUUGAUCCUGAAACAGCUCAUCAUCGACUCAUCCUGUCUGAUGACAGGAAACAAGUGAAACGUGUUCAGGUAGAGCAGCCACAUCUCCCCAACAAUCCACAGAGGUUCUCUCUUUGUCUCUGUGUUUUAGGAACACAGAAGUUCUCUUCAGAAAAACUUUAUUACGAGGUUCAAGUUAAACAAAAGACUGACUGGGAUUUAGGAGUGGUCAGAGAGUCGGCCAACAGGAAGAGACCCAUCAUACCGAGUCCUCAGAACGGUUACUGGGCUUUAUGGUUGAGAAAUGGAAACGAGUAUAAAGCUCUUGAUGACCCUCCAGUUCUUCUCUCCCUGAAGUCUGGGCCUCAGAAGGUGGGGGUGUUUGUGGACUAUGAGGAGGGUCUGGUCUCCUUCUAUGAUGUAGAAGCUGCAGCUCUUAUCUACUCCUUUACUGGCUGCUCCUUCAAGGAGAAGCUCCUCCCAUUCUUCGGUCCUGGUAUUUAUCUUGAUGGUAAAAACUCUGCUCCUCUGAUCAUCUCUCCUGUUGGAGUAAACUAAUCACUCUUUGUUUAUUGUAAUGAUUUUCUCCAUUGAAGAGAAUAAAUAUACAUAUCUUGUCUUAAUAUCAUGCAGUUGAACUUGACAUCUUCCUGUUUACUGUGGUGAUUGAUUUACACGUCAUUAUUAAAUGUAUCCCGUUACAUAUAAACACAUUAAUCUCUUAAACUCUGCAUCAUGACACAUUAAAUGUGGAAUUUCAAUUCAAAUCUUUGUUAAAUCUAAGACAUUUAUUUCUACGUCCAGAAGAAAGAUCCAGAAAAGUAAAGCCUGGUUGACAGAAGUUGUUUCAUGACAAAUAAAUUGUAUUCUGUGACUUUCAUAAUAAAAGAUGUUUACAAGCAAAACAAGA